AUGGCUGAGGAUAUCACGGACAGAUGGGCACGACUGAAAAUCAUGGAGGAGGAAGGGGUAGUUGCUGAUCUUGGAGGGCAAGAGGACGUUGCACCGCCUGAAAAUAUCGGGCUUUCUUUGGUAGGUAAAAUUUUAACAAUUCGUUCAUAUAAUUUCGAAGCUAUGCAACGAACAUUGAAACAAGUAUGGUCCUUAUCGCGUGAUGUUGUGUUUCGUAAGAUUGAGAACAACUUCUUUAUGAUACAAUUCUUCCAUUGGCGAGAUAAGGAGAAGGUGAUUGAUGGUGCUCCUUGGACUUUUGACAAUAACAUAUUGCUUUUGAAGGAGGUACAGGGAAAUGAACAACCUGACUUGAUUGAUAUAAAACAUUGCCCUUACUGGAUUAGGUUGUAUAACUUACCCUUGGAUAGCAGGACUGAUAAUGACGUGCGUAGAAUUGGGGGAAUGAUUGGGGAGGUGUUGGAGGUUGAAGAAGACAUUCUGGGAUGGGAGAAGUCAAGACGAUUAAAGGUAUUGCUGGAUACUACUUUGCCCUUGCGCAGGAUUCAGCGAAUUCGCAAUAAGAAGGGAGCUAUUACUACUGUUCAAAUAAAAUACGAACGGUUGGCGACUUUCUGCUUCACUUGUGGUUUACUGGGGCAUACGGAGAGGGAUUGCCAUAAGGAUGAGAAGGAGGAUGGGGGUGGGGAGAAACAAUGGGGACUAUGGUUGAAGGCGUCUCCAAGUAAGGGAAAUACCCAGAAAAAGGAAGAAAUGGAGAGGUUACGUGCUGCCCGUGCUAUCAAGUUUACCCACAAACCAGUAAACUUGUAUGGGAAAAAUCUUUCAAGCAGUACGCAUGGGAAGGAGGUAUAUUUUGCUGCUAAGCACAGUGUCGUUCAACCUAAAUCUGAUGGUUGUCCAAAAUGGUAG
This is a messenger RNA of Chenopodium quinoa (quinoa), 912 nucleotides long. RefSeq lists its product as uncharacterized. Bases 1 to 912 code for a protein of 303 amino acids. Gene Ontology annotation, molecular function: nucleic acid binding; zinc ion binding. Lineage: Eukaryota; Viridiplantae; Streptophyta; Magnoliopsida; Caryophyllales; Amaranthaceae. The record is from RefSeq and is a predicted model, not a curated record. The transcript has a single exon.